Molecule: messenger RNA, 1050 nt
Organism: Microthlaspi erraticum
Lineage: Eukaryota; Viridiplantae; Streptophyta; Magnoliopsida; Brassicales; Brassicaceae
Source: the annotation of a GenBank genome assembly
AUGGACAAAGAAUAUUCGUCGGAUGAUUGUCUUCCAAAAUUCUUCAAAGUGUACUUACCUGAUGAUUCCGGAGCUGAUCUGGACAUACCCAUUUCUUUCAACAGCUGCUUACCAAAGCCUUUGCCUAAGAACGUAAUUGUUAGAAGUAUUUAUGGGAAAGUUUGGAAACUGAAGCUGAGUAAGUGUAGUGGUGAUAUUGAGAAAUAUGCUAUGGUUGAUGGAUGGAAGAGAAUCGUUAAAGACGAGGAUCUCAAGGGCGGUGAGUUCUUGACGUUUGAGUUUGAUGGCUCGAGGCUCUUCAAUUUCUGUGUUUAUGGUCACACCACGUGUAAAAGGCUUGCAAGUUCAGUGAGAUCCAAACCGGCCGAAGUUGAAUCUGAUGGUGGUGAAGAUGAAGAUGAGAAAUCUAGUGUGGAGAUCAUAGCUAUUGAUAGUGAUGAUGAUGAGGAUGAUGAUGAUUAUGAUGAUGAUGGUGAUGAGGAUGAUGAUGAAGAUUCUGGUGACGAAGAGAAAUGUAGUGAAGAUGUCAUUGUUCUUAGUGAUGAUGAUGAUCAAGAUAGAUCCAGUGAAGAUAUCAUAGUUCUUAAUGAUGAUGAUGAGGAAGAUGAUGAUUAUGCUGAUGGUGAUGAGGAGGAGGAGGAGGAGGAGGAUGAAGAUGAUUAUGCUGAUGGUGAUCAAGAUGAUGAAGCUGAGAUCAAAGAGAAAGUCUCGAAGAAGAGUGAUGGUGGAGAUGAGAGACAAUAUCUGGAUAACUACAUGAACCCGUUCUUUAAGGUGAACCUGAAUCGGCAAAGGAAAAUCGAUCUGUGCAUGCAGGCUAAGGUCAUUAGGGACUAUGGCUUACACUUCCCUGAGUUCAUCAAUCUCAUUGACCCUUUGGAGAAAACAUUUGGGAAGUUGAGGAGGAAAGUUGAGGGACAUACAAUCAAGGGAUUCCAAAGUGUAAUCAGGAGGAACAAAGUGAAGUCUACUGACAAAAUGAUCUGCGAGUUGAAGACUGAGAUGAAUGGUCUUGUUCGUGAGAUCAAAGUCCAUGUUAUAAGUGGAUGA